Molecule: messenger RNA, 2316 nt
Organism: Metschnikowia bicuspidata var. bicuspidata NRRL YB-4993
Lineage: Eukaryota; Fungi; Ascomycota; Pichiomycetes; Serinales; Metschnikowiaceae
Exons: 1
Coding region: 1-2316 (771 amino acids)
Biological process (GO): regulation of DNA-templated transcription
Cellular component (GO): cytoplasm; Ino80 complex
Source: RefSeq, a predicted model, not a curated record
AUGUCUGCUUUGGAUCAAGAGCUCCCGCCCCAGAAAGUUCACUUGAUACGCGAGUCGAAAGCUUCCGGAGAUGCAGAGCCAUUUUACAACAACUAUAAGGAAGGCGUACCGAUUGCGAUAGACUUCGGCUCUGACACAGUGAGGGCAGGUUUAACUAACGCGUCUGAGCCUUGCAACAUCUUUCCGAAUAUUGUCGCCAAGCACAGAGAUCGCAAGUCCAACUACACGCUCACCUUGAUUGGCAAUGAUGUUUACAGAGAGUCGGUGCACUUUCCAACUCUCAGAACAGGAGCAAAGUCCCCAUUUGACAAUCUGAUGAUUACCAACUGGGACUCGGUCGAAAGCAUACUCGACUACUCGUUGGAGCACCUCAGCAUCACGUCUGACAACGGGUGUCUCAACAAUCCAGUGAUCAUGACCGAAGCUGCUGGAGCCCCGUUCACUUACAGAAAAGGAAUGUAUGAAAUACUCUUCGAGGCAUAUCGAGCACCGAAAGUGGCUUUUGGAAUCGAUUCUCUCUUCUCGUUCUAUGCCAACUCCAAGAAGAAAGACGGGUUGGUCGUGAGUGUUGGAAAUAACCUGACUCACUUGAUACCAGUCCUUGGAGGAAAGGGCAUUCUAACGAACUGCAAGCGUAUUGAUUGGGGAGGCGAGCAACAGCUGCUGUUCUUGCAAAAAGCCCUAGCUCUCAAGUACCCGUACUUCCCAACCAGACUCACCAAUGAUCACACCAAAAACAUCGUAUGUGACCACGCGUACGUUGCCCAAGACUAUGCCUCAGAAUUGUCUACCAUCUUGGACAUGGAGACGCUAGAGAAAAAAGAUGUCGUCAUACAAGUUCCUGUCGACAUCGCGCCCGAAAAGGCCAAAAAAAGCGAAGAAGAGCUUGCCCGUCAGGCUGAGAAGAGGAAGGAACAAGGCAAAAGACUUCAAGAACAGGCACAGAAAAAGAGAUUAGAGACUCUUAUGCAAAAAGAGAAAGAACACGCGUACUACACUGAACUUAGGGAUACUAUAUCAAGCUUGAGUAAGAAUGAAGCCGAGCGCCGUGUCAUUGCCGAGGAGUUCGAGAACGUUGCAGACUUGCAUAAGUACAUUGCCACUUUGGAAAAGGCAAUCAAGAGAUCCAAGGGUCUGGAGAUCGAAGAGCCAGAGGAGGAAGUCGACCCUGCUUCGACAUGGCCGUUGGCUGAGAUCCCAGACUCUGACUUAAAUGAUGAAGAAAUCAAGGAGAAAAGAAGACAAAAACUCCUCAAAAGCAACUACGAAGCUAGAGUUCGCAUUCGGGAAGAAAAGAAAAGAGAGGAAGAGGAACAACAACUUUAUUUGAAGGAGCAAGAGGAAUGGAGAAUACGCGACUUAGAAGGCUGGUGCAACGCAAAGAGACUAGAGUUGGCCCAAUGCAUCUCUGAAUAUAAGAUCAGGCUUAAGGCCAUGGAUGCAAUGAAGGACAGAAAGUCUAUGGCGGCGCAACAGCGAAUGAAAAAUAUUGCCGAUUUGGCGAGUGACCAGGCCUCAGGCGCUGCUGCUAAAAAACGUCGUCGUGCUGGCCCCAGUGCAACCAUAGACAACGACCCAAACGAUACUUUUGGAACAAAUGACGCCGAUUGGAAUGCAUAUCGUGACAUAAGCAAUGCGAGUUUGGAAGAGGAGCAAGAGUCAACCCUUGCCGAAAUCAACAGGAUAGAGCUAGAGUUGUUGGACUUUGAUCCGGACUUUCACACAGAAGAUACAUUUGCAGCUUCAGAGAAGUUUGACUGGAGAAAUCUGGUUUUGCACAAGUUCAUCCAUGGACCUCGGCCGAACUUAACGCUUACAAUGCAGGCUGAGGGGCAUGAUCCUGAAGAGCUCUUGAAAGAUCCAGAAAUUAUCCGCCGCAAUCACCAGAUCCAUAUUAAUGUGGAGCGGAUAAGAGUUCCUGAAGUAUACUUCCAACCUCAAAUCGCAGGUCUUGAUCAAGCUGGUAUUCCCGAGAUAAUUCAGAACAUACUUUUGCGCAAUUUUGACGGUAUCUUUGAUGUUGGCGGUCAACUGAGACAGAUGAUGGAGAACAUUUUUUUGACAGGAGGUGGAACGUUGCUUCCUAACUUUGCUGAUCGUUUAAAGUCAGAGAUAACCAGUUUUCUACCAACUGGCGCCCCCAUUAACGUUUGCAAAGCAAACGACCCACUCUUGGAUGCUUGGAAAGGUAUGCAAAAGUGGUCCAGUGCGUCAGACGCAAAAGAAAAUUACGUUACACGAAAAGAGUAUGACGAAAACGGACCAGAGUAUAUUAAGGAGCACGGCCUUGGAAAUGUCAGUCUCCGCGAGCUUUGA